GCCUUGUGUUGCAAAGCGCCCGGCUGCGCCCAUACUGAGCGUCCGCUCGUUUAUUAAGUGAGAAUAAAAGGGAAAGGAGCAAAGGGGCUUGGUGUGAGAAUGUCCCCCGCCGUGCUGCUGCUGACUCUCCUGCUGGGCACCCUGGGAGUAUGUGCCGCGCCGCUGGAUAAAGCAGAGCACCCUGAAGAGAUGGUAACACGGUGUAUAGUGGAAGUGCUAUCCAAUGCUUUGGCAAAACCGAAUGCGCCGCCAAUUGACCCAGAAUGCAGAGAAAUCCUGAAGAAAAGCAGCAGACACAAUCAGGAUGAAAACGAGAAUGAUGUUAGGCAAUAUGAAACCAUAAACCUGAAGAAUGUGCCCAGUACUGAUGGGCUCCAUCAUAAAGCCGGCGAAGAAGCCAUAUCCGACACUCAUAGAACCAAAAUUCCAGAGGAAGUAGAGAAAUGGCACCACGAAGAGAGUGAAAGCCAAGAAGAAAAUGAGAAAAGAGAGACGCAGCAUGUUCAAGACAAUGAAGAAGACACAGGACAUUCCAAAGAAAGAGACUUUGUAGAUGAAGAAGUAGAACGAAUACAUCACAAAGAGCAUAUUCAGAGUCAAGAAGUAAGUAAAGAAGAUAGAGAACAAGCUGAAACCUCACAAGAAAAAAGGCACGACAUUACUGAUGAAAAACUCCAUGAAACAGCCAAAAGUUUAGAAGAGGCUUCUGACGAAGAGGUAAGGAAUCUAGAAGACAUUAUGAAGAGACAUCACGACAACUGGAGAGAUCACAAUACUAAACCUGAGAAACAUCAUUUGAGCCAUUCCUACGAAGAAUCCAAUGAAAGUGAAGAUGGAGAAGAGAGACGUUACAAGUCAAAUCAUGACACGUUUGGACAAAGAUUUCUUGGCUAUGAGGAAAAGAGAAGUCAUCAUACAAAUAAAAUAGAUUCCAGUGAACAAACCGAGGGUGAAGAGAAAAGGCAUAGUGCUCUAAAUGCUUUCGAGGACCGUGUGAAGAAGAAUUAUUAUGAUACAAAAGGCCACAAUGACAUUCAAAGUUCAGACGAAUCAAAGGAGACGAUUCAUUUGCACAGAGGAAGUGAAGAGGUUAGAGAACAAGGUUAUGACAGCGAAGAAAACAGUAAAGAAUCUAAAAGACAUCACAAUAAAGAAGAGGAAAGGCAUCAUGAGGAAAAAAAGCACUGGCCAAUGGACCAAAGUGAGGAAGAGAAGUUUAAUUAUGAGCACAGCCCUGAGGACAGUGAAGAAAGUGAGGAAGAUAUUGAGAAGCGGCAUGCCAAGGACAGGAAACUAAAGGAGGAACUCUUUGAGAAACUGAGGCACCACCUGCUAGAUGGCUCCGAAGAACAACCAUAUAACCAUGAGGGACCAGCAGAAGAUAAGAAACGUUAUGUGAGCGAAGCAAUGGGUGAAAUGAAAAGAAACUACCCAGAGCGAAACGAAGAGGAAAAAAAUCAACGUUACAAUGAUGAAAUGACAAACCAUCACUAUGGCAACAAUAAAGAGGAUUUUGAGGAGUCAAAUUUCUUUGACAAUGAAAAAUACAAAAGACCACCCUGAAUAUGAAAGAAGAAUAAA
Xenopus tropicalis (tropical clawed frog) is the source of this 1581-nucleotide messenger RNA. It is a transcript of the gene chgb, whose product is annotated as chromogranin B. Lineage: Eukaryota; Metazoa; Chordata; Amphibia; Anura; Pipidae. The record is from RefSeq and is marked validated. Gene Ontology annotation, cellular component: secretory granule.